Parascedosporium putredinis is the source of this 3537-nucleotide messenger RNA. NCBI's taxonomy places the organism in Eukaryota, Fungi, Ascomycota, Sordariomycetes, Microascales, Microascaceae. The record is from the annotation of a GenBank genome assembly.
AUGGUCCAAGAGGUAGAGCCAGGCGGCUCCGCGGCUCCCGAAACCACCAUCGGCCCCGUCCCGACCAAGAGCAGCCAGCGCAUGUCUAGAGCCCAGUUACUGAACCAGACUGUACGGAACGGCGUGCAUAAAGUGUACAAGAGGCACCCGCUCACCGACGACCGUCGCGGCCGCUCUUACAUCGACAACUCCAUCCGGACCGCUCGCUAUACCGUUAUCGAUUUCUUCCCCAAGCAGCUCAUUUUCCAGUUCAGCCGCAUUGGCAACUUUUACUUUCUGUGCGUCGGCGUGCCCCAGACAAUUCCCGGCCUCAGCACCACAGGCAACUACACCACCAUCCUCCCUCUCAUGUUCUUCGUCCUCCUCACCAUCGCCAAGGAGGGCUACGACGACUGGAAGCGCCACCGUCUCGACAACGUUGAAAAUGCCGAGGCUGCCAUGGUACUGAAGAGCUCAUCCACUCGACCCCACGUUGUUGUGAAAAAGGUCAAGCAGAGCCGCAUCCCCUUUCACUACAAGGGUAUCAGUGAGCCGCUUCGGGAGCUUGACGAAGAGCACGAUGGGUUGAAAUGGGUGUCGACCAAGUGGUGCGAUAUUCAAGUCGGGGACGUGAUCAAGCUGGCUAGAGACGAGCCCGUUCCAGCCGACAUUGUCCUCUUGCACUCGGACGGCGAAGAUGACAUUGCCUAUAUCGAGACCAUGGCUCUAGAUGGCGAGACUAAUCUCAAGAGCAAGCAAGUGUCCGCUGCUAUCAAGGAUUGCGGGACUAUCCAAGGUCUACGUUCGUGCGCCGCCCACCUCGUCAUAGAGGAUCCCAAUCCUGACUUGUAUCGAUUCGACGGCAAGGUGACGGUGGGCCACAAGACCUUGCCCCUCACCCUCAACGAGGUAAUUUAUCGUGGCAGCGUAGUGAGGAACACGCCAAGCCUCGCUGGCCUCGUGGUGAACACGGGCGAGGAGUGUAAAAUUCCCGGACUCAUGCGUAUGAAUGCAAACCAACACCCCAAGGCAAAACGACCAGCGCUGGAAAUCAUUGCAAACAAGAUCGUCAUCACCCUCGCCAUCUAUGUCAUUGUCCUUUCUAUUGGCUGCUCCAUGGGCUACGUUGCCUGGCAAAAGUCGGUGGAGGCCCAAAGUUGGUAUCUCGACCACGCCAAAGUCCCGUUUUACCAAAUCUUCAUCGCCUACAUCAUCCAGUUCAACAAUGUCAUUCCCCUGGCCCUCUAUGUCAGUUUGGAGAUCGUCAAGAUUGGCCAGCUCAUCAUGCUCAACUCCGACAUAGACAUGUACGACGCCGUUACUGACACCCCGCCAACUCAGUAUUGCCGGCACGGCCUGGCUUCACGAAGCCGAUCUCGAUCAGGGCCGCUUGCGCAAGCCAAUGACUCGGACUCGGAUGAUCAUACCUUGAAGGAAAAGACUUCGUUUUCCAAACUGAAUCUGCCUACCAUUGCACGGAGACCGGCGGUGGCUACAGUGGAGAUGCCCGAGUCCUCAGAGGCGCUCCAGACGAUUCCUUCGACGACCGCCAGCCCGAGAGUAUCGAUGACGCAGCGCAGAUCUUCCUCGCAGUGGCGAUCCACCGCUCGGCCAGACCACGCCCAACCCGACGUGACUACCUCGGACCUGAUGGAGUACAUUCGUCAUCGUCCCAACUCCUUAUUCGCUCGCAAGGCUAGGCAGUACAUCCUAGCCAUGGCGCUGUGCCAUACCUGCCUACCCGAGAUUCGAGACGGUGUCCUCGAAUACCAGGCAUCAUCCCCCGACGAGCUGGCUCUCGUGCGGGCCGCCCAGGAGCUCGGUUACACCGUCGUAAAGCGUUCGCCUCAGCACAUCACGCUACGCCUCACCACCGACGACGCGGGGUCUUCGGAACUGCAGACCUUUGAGAUUCUCGAUGUGAUUGAGUUUAGCAGCAAACGAAAGCGAAUGUCCAUCGUCGUGCGCUACCCCGAUGGUCGCGUGGCGGUCAUCUGCAAGGGUGCCGACUCCGUCAUCCUGCCGCGCCUCAGGAUGGCCAACAUGGCCAAGCAAAGCCUUCAGGAGUCUCGACCUAGCCUCGGCGGCCGUCCAAGCUUGACCGCGCGGCGAGGAGGUCCGCCGGUGCGCGACGCAAACGCCCUUCUACGGCAGGCCAGCACCGCCAGGAGCCGGUCAUUUGAAGUUGGUUCGCGGCCCCGCGAUGAGAAACCGCGGCCGUCCCUCAACGCGCGAGGGCUAUCGUUUGACGUUUCCAAAUACACGCACCUCCAACCCCCGGGCAUGGAAGAGCCUAAUGAGCUGGACCGGUUUUCCUUUCUUGAAGAUCCCCUGAUCCACGACGACCCGACGAUUUUUAGCCGAUGCUUCAAGCACCUGGAUGAUUUCGCCGCCGAAGGCCUGAGGACGCUUAUUUAUGCGCAGCGGUUUGAGCGCGUGGAAGCGGCGGCCGAGCUAAUCGAACAGAGCUUCGACUUGGUGGGCGCCUCUGCGAUCGAGGAUAAGCUCCAAGAGGGAGUACCGGACACGAUUGACCGGCUACGGCGAGCCAACAUCAGGAUCUGGAUGCUGACGGGCGACAAGCGAGAGACUGCCAUUAACAUUGCGCACUCGGCCCGCAUCGUGCAGCCUGGGUCCGACAUGUAUGUGUUGGACUCGACGAAGGGCUCGCUGGACUCACAGAUGCUUACCGUUAUGGAAGAUAUUCAAGCCGAAUCGGUCCACAGCGUCGUCGUGGUGGACGGGCACACGCUCAGCGUCAUUGAAAACUCGGAGGAGCUUUGCGCGCAAUUUUAUGCCGUCGUGCCGCUCGUGGACUCGGUGAUUUGCUGCCGGGCCUCACCGGCGCAAAAGGCACUACUCGUCAAGACGGCAAGCCACGUGGGGAUCGGCAUCUCUGGAAAGGAGGGUUUGCAGGCGGCACGCGUGGCAGACUACUCCAUCGCGCAGUUUAGGUUCCUGCAGAGGAUGCUCUUCGUGCACGGGCGAUGGAACUAUGUGAGAACGGCCAAGUUCAUCCUCGCCACGUUUUGGAAGGAAAUGUUCUUUUACCUUCCCACGGCGCUCUACCAGCGAUACAACGGGUACACGGGCACGUCGCUCUACGAAUUCUCGAGCUUGACGGUUUUCAACACGCUCUUUACCAGUCUGUGCGUGAUUUGCAUGGGCAUCUGGGAGCAAGACCUGCGCGCCGAGACGCUCCUUGCGGUCCCGGAGCUUAUCAUGGAAACGCACUACAAGACUGGCAUCGUCAUGUUUUGCUUCUUUCUAACGACGAUUGGAUGGUGGGCGUGGCAAGGAUUCUUGUCCGGGUCGUAUGCGCGCACUCCGUCCAUUUAUGCCGUGCGCGACGGCUUCGCCAAGACAUUUGGACCCGAUCCGGCGUGGUGGGCCACGCUUUUUGCUGUGUUGGGUGUGCUAGGCCUGCUCGACUUUAGUCGCAAGCUCGUCAAGAGGACGCUCAUCGGACUCGACUUGUGGAGCUUAAGAAGCUUGCGGCGGACCAUCAAGGGGGAAACGCAGAGCCUGAAGGAGCAUAGAUGCUCGAAGGAGAAGUAA